AUGCUAAGACAUUGCUUUUUUCAAUUGCCUAAAAGGCAGGUCUUGUGGCAGUGUAGUCAUGGAAAAUUUUUUCAUAAUACAGCUUUCUCAAAUGCUAUAAAUAACUUUUGCAUGCCUGCGUUGUCACCUACGAUGGAAGAGGGAAGCAUUGCAAAAUGGAUUUUAAAAGAGGGAGAUACUUUUAAGGCUGGCGAUGCUAUUUUAGAGGUUGAAACCGACAAGGCUACGAUGGACGUUGAGGCACAAGACGAUGGCAUUCUAGCAAAAAUAUUAAUCAAUCCUGGUACUAAAAUUGCCGUCGGUAAAGAAAUUGGUAUUCUUGCUGAGGAAGGAGAUGAUUUAUCUAAAAUCAAGCUUCCUGAGGUUUCAAGCACACCCGAGAAAGUCACGAAUUUGAAGCCAUCAUUGGAACCUAGUUCUUCUUCUUCUUCUUCCUCUUCCCAAAACACCCCUUUGCUUCCUUCCGUUGCACACUUAUUGCAUCUACACAAAAUCCAGGAUCCAUCGGUUAUUGCUGCCACCGGUCCUCGUGGUCGUUUGCUUAAAGGCGAUGUUUUGGCUUUUGUUGGUGAAAUUAAGAAGGAUGCACCAAAAUCCACACAGAAAGCUAUCCAGAAGCUUGAAAAGCUUGAUUUAUCCAAAAUGGAAGCUAAACCUAUGGUCACAGAACAAAAGCCAGAAGCUGUUCCUGAAAAACCUCGUUUCGAUAUCGUCGAGACGAGUCUAUCUUUGGCCAGUUUAAUCAAUAUUACUAAAGUCACAAAAGAAAAUACUGAAGAACUUCCAGAAAAGAUUAGAAACAUUGUAUCGUCAGCUAUUUCUGAAUCUUUGGCUUCAUCCGAAAUCCCAGACUUAUUCCAAGAUCCCGUAGAGAACGCUUAUGAAACUUUAUUAGGAUUGCCUUCCUCAAAAACAAGUGAUUUGCCAAAUGCUCAGUGUAUUACUGGGGAAGGAUCAAUUGAUAAUGUCGCUGAUUUUCUUUGCAAAUCUUCUAUAAUUUUACCAGCUCAAUUAUCUGACAGCUUGACAUUAUCGUUCGUCCGUCCAAAUCCAUUAUUGGAAGGAAAGACAACGCUUGAUGGUGUCUACGACUAUCUAUUGGGACCUGUUCAGGAACAAAAUAUAUAUAAUCCAUCUCAUUCGAAAAAUGAAGAGGUCGUCUUGAAAAUAUCAUCCAAUGCUCGCGUUGAUAGCCAACGGGCCGUUUCGUUUAUGAACAAAGUUAAAAGGAAUUUGGAGGCUGCUUCUCUUAAUUGA
Messenger RNA from Schizosaccharomyces osmophilus, 1257 nucleotides. RefSeq names its product pyruvate dehydrogenase protein x component, Pdx1 (gene pdx1). The record is from RefSeq and is a predicted model, not a curated record. Lineage: Eukaryota; Fungi; Ascomycota; Schizosaccharomycetes; Schizosaccharomycetales; Schizosaccharomycetaceae. Gene Ontology annotation, cellular component: pyruvate dehydrogenase complex. The transcript has 6 exons. Gene Ontology annotation, biological process: pyruvate decarboxylation to acetyl-CoA. Gene Ontology annotation, molecular function: dihydrolipoyllysine-residue acetyltransferase activity. The coding region runs from base 1 to 1257 and encodes 418 amino acids.